Messenger RNA from Notolabrus celidotus (New Zealand spotty), 4564 nucleotides. RefSeq lists its product as uncharacterized. Gene Ontology annotation, biological process: DNA integration. NCBI's taxonomy places the organism in Eukaryota, Metazoa, Chordata, Actinopteri, Labriformes, Labridae. Gene Ontology annotation, molecular function: zinc ion binding; nucleic acid binding. The record is from RefSeq and is a predicted model, not a curated record.
GAACAAACAUACGAUGCUGAGUUUGUGGGCCGAUUGGUUAUGUACAAUCCAACUGACCCGCCGCGACGAUCAAACAGGGGACUAAGUGAACGCACACCUUGCAAUGCUCCUGCACAACAUGACAAUGAAACAGAGAGACGCCCGACCCCACCGUCACCGGUGGCGAGUCACACUCGGAAAUCUAAACCCUGUUUAGCUCCAGGUCUCGCUCUCCCCAUAUUAACUGCGAACAAUGGCAGCUCCGCCUAUAAACCUUUUUCCUUCACGGACAUGAAUUGCAUUUCUGAAAAAAUGCCUACACCCACUGAAGGGGGACAGGGGUGGAUGACUAAAUUCUGUCAGCUGACAAACGGCUGGACAAUAGCGAUGGGGGACUGGAGAGCAUUAAUUGGCCGACAGCUUCCCCUGCAUGAGCAACAAAAAAUUGAAGCUCAAGCUCAAACAGCAAUAGUGCCAGAUGAUGCAUUAUUCACGACCUAUGCUACAGCCAUAGGCACUGCCAUGCGUAUCAUAUAUCCAGUGCCCGAGGGAGCAUUACACUCUUUAACCUUAAACAGAAGAGAUAAAGAGAGCAUGCCUGAAUUUUUCAUUCGGUGUAAAGACACUUGGAUCAGUGUAGCUGGAACUCAUCCCAGCUCGGACAGGCUGCAGACAGCUAUGUUCCAGAGAGCUAUUUCAGAAGGAAUGCCAAGGUCAGUGCAGGCACAAAUGCAAGCUAACCCUGAUAUUUACUAGGAUGUGAUGGAGACAAGUGGGAGAAGCAUUUAGCUCACUAUGUGCGGCAAGUGGAAGAAAAACAAAGAGUCCAUGAUGCUGAGGUGUCAAACAACACAGCACAAUUGCUUAAGAUGCAACUGGACAGCGAGAGGCGUAAAUUACAGGAUGAUAAAAAAGGCCAAUAAACCAACCACUCAUAUGAUGCAGCAACCAGUGGCUCCUGUGCCCACACAGGGUCAACAUGCUCCUCAGCAGCUGGUUGCUCCUCCUGCACCUGCGCCGGCGUAUCCGCCUAUGCAGCCCAUGUACAGACGGCCUCAGCGGGCGAUGGGGUUCGCGAGGGGUGGUUACGGGCAAGGGGGACGCGGACGGGGUGCACCUGGGGGUCAGCCAAUGCGUUGCUUUACCUGUGGCGUGAUCGGACAUAUCUCCAGAUUCUGCCCUAUGACACCGUGGCACACACAGCAGGUGUAUGCGCCUGGACAGAGACCCUCACAAGAACAACAGUAUCAGCCGCCCAUGCCCCAAGCACCCUAUGCAGCAGCCCCUGCACAGUAUCAGCCGCCCAUACCCCAAGUGGUCAAAAGUGGAGCAUCUAUUUUGUGCAGCCCAGACGGUAUGGUUGUGACUUUUCCAAAUGGACAAUCUUUCAACUGCUCUGUUAGCAGAAUUUCCUCGCAGUCCCAGAUGUUUCUGGGUCAGGACAAUUCACCUGGUGCAGAGCCUCAGUGGGCUGACAUCUAUUGGGGGCUGGUGCAACCUGAGACAACGAAAGGGGGCGGAGUUUCGUCUUUGUACACUGCUUGGAAGCCCUGGCUCCACAUGUUGCAUCCCUAUGCUCCUCCACCUGACCCGCUCCACGUGACUCUGUUUUAUGACCGUGACGAGGACUUGGUGUAUCGUGAGGCUUUUGAAGUAAUGGAGGGCAGGGUAGAGCCGGUACACUCAACGUGCUUGUAUGCGGGUGCAGAGGGAAUAGUUGCAGCAGUAAAUUUGAGUCCUGAAUUGUCACAAUAUUAUGAAAUGGCUGAAGUCUCCUCGCCACACAUCACUCUCGCUGUACAUACUGAGCAUCAGGCCAAAGAACUGGGUCCCAUGACCAAAAGGCUGUUAAAAGCUUCGGACUGGGAACCCACUCAACUCCCACACGUGUCUUAUUCUCCAUCAGAAAAAGCAUACAGAAUCUCACAGACGACAGAGGACACCGUCCUUUUGGAACACCAACAAAUUGAGAGAUUUCAUGGCAGAGAAAAAACUGAUCAUCCAGAUGCUGCCGGUAUGCUAAACGCCAUUCCUACCUCUCUCUGGUCUUCGGGCCCGACAGAUGUAGGUUUUUGUUCCACUGUCGCUCCCAUAACUUUUGAUCUAAUUUCUACUCCUGAUUCUAGACCAAUCUGGCAGAGGCAGUAUCCACACAAAGCUGUGGCAGAGGAAGGCAUUGCAGACACCAUUAAUGGCUUAUUAGCUGCUGGUGUCCUGAUUGAUAACCAGAGCAAUUGGAAUACGCCUAUCCUGCCUGUCCAAAAACAAGAUUCAGGAAAAUAUCGCAUGGCACAUGAUUUGAGGGCAAUUAAUCGCAUUGUAGCGACCCCUACACUGUCAGUACCCAAUCCAUAUACAGCACUGUCUGCUGUCGCCCCUGAGCACAAAUGGUUCAGUUGUAUAGAUCUGGCUAAUGCAUUUUUCUGUCUUCCGCUCGAUCCCUCGCUGCGUGACAUUUUUUCCUUCACGUAUGCGGGUCGUCAGCUGACAUACACGAGGAUGCCGCAGGGGUUUGUGUUGUCACCCGGCAUCUUUAAUCAUGUACUCAGAAACUUGCUGACCGAUCUUCCCCUACCACCGGGCUCGGUGUUGGUGCAGUAUGUUGAUGAUUUAUUAAUUGCGUCCCCCACAGCACCAGAUUGCCUCGCUGCUACGGAUGUAGUAUUGCGCAGAUUGCUAGAAGUCGGUUUCAAAGUUUCACAGAAAAAGCUACAAUGCUGCAGACAAGUUGUGUCUUUCCUGGGCAGGGUAGUCUCUCUCAAAGGAACAGGGGUGUCUCCUGCCCACAAGGAUGCUAUCUUGCAUCAUCCUAAGCCACAAACCGUGAAGCAAAUGCUUUCAUUUCUGGGCCUUACAGGCUACAGUCGUCAUUUUGUGCCGGAGUAUGCGGAGCUUACAGCCCCUUUGCGUGCUAUGGUUAAUGAGCAAGGCAUGCGUAAUCUCGCUGCAUCAUUAAUUUGGGACGUGGUCGCUGAACAAAGUUUCAUCACACUAAAGCAGGUUCUCUCGCACACAGCCACCUUGGCAGUUCCUGAUUACACCUUACCCUUCUUUUUGGAUGUUUCUGAAAAACCACACUCAGUCAAUGCGGUGCUUUUUCAAAAAAAGGGGGGAGAGAGACAGGUGUGGUCAUAUGUGAGUGUAACAUAGACGCAACAGAGAACAGACAUGAUUGAUCGGGUGAAAGGGUACAGAUACCUCCUGGUGGCGGUGGAUGCAUACACCGGCUGGCCUGAGGCUGUACCCGCUAAAAAAGAGGAUGCACAAACAGUAGUGAAGUUUUUGAUUAACCACUACAUUCCCACACAUGGUUUCCCUAAAAAGAUUCGAUCUGAUAAUGGCACACAUUUUAAAAAUAGACAUCUACAAGCAGUAGAAGCCCAGCUGGGUCUAAAACAUGCCUUUGGAACUGUGUAUCACCCACAGUCUCAGGGAAAGGUAGAAAGAAUGAAUCAGACCCUAAAAGGUAAAAUCAGCAAAGUGUGUGCACAAAACAAACUUAGCUGGGUGGAUGCUCUCCCACUGGCUUUGAUGUCAGUGAGGAGCUCAGUUAGUUUGCGUACAGGAUUCACACCAUAUGAACUUAGAUGUGGACAGCAGUUUCCUGGACCAGGAGCUGGUGUUGUUAGAGCACAGGAAACUCCUUUCUUGGCCUAUAAGCCAUAUUAUGAUCAGCUCACGGCCCUUGGUUCAGCAUUUUCCGCCCAGAUCGCAGAGAUCAGAGGGGGUGAGGAGAAGCCGCUUCCCCCGACCGACGCUGAGUGGGUGCUCCUGAAGGUCAUCAAACGGAAGUGGACGGAACCUAGAUGGACAGGGCCCUUUCAGGUGACGGAGAGGACAACUCACGCAGUUCGACUUAAGGGGAAAGGAAACACCUGGUUUCAUUGGUCAUUGUGUGCUGCAGCAGACCCUCCUGCGAGAACCCGAGCAGACAUUCGCAGGGAUCUGAAAGAACAAGCAUAAACUGUUCCUGGGUGGUAGAAAAAGGAGACAUUUUAUUAUUUAGCUUCGCUAACACUAAGAGUGUAGAGUCAUUAGGUGUGAAGGCAUAAAACAACUUACGUUGAGAGAAGUUCUGCUCAGCUACAUGUGACGACAAGUCCGUGGAACCUCACCAAGUGACCACGAGAGAUUCCAGAAAAGACACCUAGGUGGUUGGGUAAGUGGAAAGGUGUGCUCGUCUCGAUGGGUGUUUCCCUGGCUGGUAUGUUGUGUGUGGUGGUGUUGGUUGGUUGCUGUUGUAUUCCCUGUAUUAGGUCUCUCUGGAACCACGCCAUCGUGGCCGCAUUUGAGAAGCAGGGACCCCACGCUCGCUACCAGAUGGUUGCGCUACCAGAACUUGGGCAUUGUCGCAGAGGUGCCUACACCCUGGCAGUGGCUCCGCAUGGGGAUUCCGUGUGAAGUCCUGGUUUGUUGGUCUCAGGGAGCUGAGACCAAGAGGGGGACUUGUGGAUAUGGGACUCCACACCUCACUCUUAUAUACUCACAAUUGUCACUAUUUACUCAAUCACAUUCAUUUACUUAAUCAUAUUAUAUCAUAUUAAUUUUACUCAUGUAGCCAAAUAUACUAAUCAUCACGAGUGUU